This is a messenger RNA of Hypoxylon trugodes, 2615 nucleotides long. RefSeq names its product heterokaryon incompatibility protein-domain-containing protein. The transcript has 3 exons. NCBI's taxonomy places the organism in Eukaryota, Fungi, Ascomycota, Sordariomycetes, Xylariales, Hypoxylaceae. The record is from RefSeq and is a predicted model, not a curated record. The coding region runs from base 230 to 2491 and encodes 753 amino acids.
UAUCAUUCACCCAAUAAGAGCUGAGCCAUUAUGUAAGCGUACCUGCAUCGCCCUGAGGGCGAUAGUCGACCUACAACCAGCUUCCCUCCUUAAAAGGCUUGCAUUGAACUGGUAAAAUUCUUUUUGGUGUUCAUACUAGUACCUGAUAUUCCCUGUUUUCUGGAAAUUGCCCUUCAUCUGGCUUUUUGAAGUUGUGUCAUUUAAUUUCUGUCGUUGCGAAAUCGCGAACAUGAACGACGGCGGGCCGAAUCAUCUAGAAUCGCUUACCCAGCCUUACGACUCCAGGCUCCUUACCCAAAGUCAUUUUAGGUUGAUCGAACUUAUUCCUGGGAAGUGGGAGGACCCUCUGAAAUGUAGCCUCGAACAAUUUACGCUUGAUAGGCCAGUCUCAUAUAGAGCACUUUCUUACGCUUGGGGCUCUUCGGCCACAACAAGUCCAAUCCAAGCCAAUGGAGUUGAAAUGCAAAUAACCAAAAAUCUCGAGACGGCUUUAAAAAACUUAAGAGAGGAGGCCUUCGCUGUUACGCUUUGGGUUGAUGCUCUAUGCAUUAACCAAAACGAUCUUGAUGAGAGGCAGGCUCAAGUACAGAUUAUGCGGGACAUCUAUAGCUGCGCGGCUAGUGUAGUCGUCUUUCUUGGUGACGGAGCUUCUCAUUUUACUCCUAGCCAUUAUCAGCCAGAAAAACCAGCGGAUUACACAUUUCCCAAUGACCUUGAGAAUUGUCUUAUGCUUGAAGUAUUUCUGAGACAGCAUGGAACACUGGCGAAUGUCUUCGGUAGGGGGUUUGAGCCAUUUUGCCUCGUCGCCCUGUUUGCUCAGCAUAACAGUAAACAUAUCGACGAUCUAUUGGGGCUUGGGGAGAAAGUCUUGCAAGAAUUAUUCGAAGAUCUUCGCAUGAUGUUGUUGAGUCCGUGGUGGAGUCGCAUCUGGGUCUUUCAGGAGAUCAUUGUUUCUAAGAAGAUUUCCAUCCAGUACGGCAGUUCCAGUGUUCCAUGGGGUGUGUUUAGAAAUGCCUCGCACAAUAUUUACGGCUGCCACGCUACGCAGAGUAGGCGUCUCCAAUCCGAGAACCUCAAAGUAUUAGAUUUGUUCCGGGCGAAAAUCUGUGAUAUUGAGGAUGGUCGCAAACGAUGGAUACUUGGUAGGCAUCUGAGAAAGAACAAUGCUGGAGCCGGGCUACUUGCCCAUUUACGGGACACGAACGGCCGUAAAGCUUCGGAUGACCGGGACAAAGUAUACGCACUUCUUGGUCUGCUCCCCUAUGGCCUUGAUAUUAUGGCCGAUUACCACAUGACGGUUUCGGAUGUUUUUAUUCGAACUGUCCGAAAUAUCAUUAGGGUAACGAGAAACCUUGACGUACUUGUGGGAGACCUCGGACGGAAAAACAGGAAUGAUCUUCCUUCAUGGAUCCCCGACUGGAGCGCCAUCAUCCACGACAAGGAAAUCCUGCGCUCAAAAUGUGUCACUAAAGUGUAUAAUGCCUGCAAAGAUUUGAAGUUUGUUUGUGGAUCUACCCUAGCACAUGACUCGGUAUUUCCUCUGGGAUCUUAUAGGGAAUUUAUCUAUGCGAGUCUGAUACAGAAGACCGUGACUGGGCGAGGAACCUACUUCGUUAUACAGCCAGAUGAAGACAAGGCUAUUCGACUAUUGGGUCAUUAUACACUACCUCAGCCGGAAUACAACCUUCAGGUGCUCCUUCGUGAUUAUAUUGAGAUACUUUUUGGUCGCCUUAGUGUUACCGCAAGCUAUGUUGGCGAAAUCAUAUUCUCUAGCGACCCAUUUUAUGCUUCCCCAGACAUGAAAAUGAUAGAACAACUUUGUCGCCAAUGGGCCACUAAAUUGCCCUCGGAAUCGGCCGAAAGGCCCUUUAUCCCCCAAGUCACUAUUGAUACACUGAGAGCAUUGGUUUUCGACUUGAUCUUUGUCGAAGAACGGUUCCGGAGAUCCCGUGCCGGUGACGAAAUACAUUUGCAACAAUGGUUCCGGGCCAAAGUAUCACCCACUGAGAAAGCUUAUGAAGAUGUAUUAGGGUUUGAUGAUGUUCUAAGCUUCAUGUCCUUCAGGCGACGCCUAUUUAUGACCGGUGAUGGUAAACUCGGAUGGGGACCCAACGGCCUACUGCCCGGUGAUAAAGUGUUCGUCCUACCUGGCGGGAAAGUCCCUUUUGUCAUUCGAGGGGUUGAUUGCUCAAAGCCUUGGUCUACGGGGAAAAUGAUCGGAGAUUGCUUUCUUCAAGGCGUCAUGGACGGCGAGCAGCUUGAAGAUUCUUCUUCAGAGGAUCGGGUUGUCGCGGAAGAAUGCGCACCUAUAAUCGCCGAAUUCACGGAACCGAUUCGCGCUUUAUCCGAGAAGCAGAGAUUCAAAGAGCAUAACGAUUCUUCCAGGAGAUGGGAGGAAGCGCUCACUAAAUUUGCGUCCUUCGCGCAGGAACUUAAAAGCGCUAAUAGACAGAAAGGGUUACGCCAUCCUUGUGUUCUUUGCUUGGAGUAAUAUGCGAGGUUGCCGGUCUAGUUUAAGACGCCGUUUCGGAUUCGUAUGCAGGAUUCUCGACAGGCCUUUAUAUACAACACGACGAUUCCAAGCUAUGCAACAUAUAUCAUUAGAUAUUUAUGUG